Molecule: messenger RNA, 609 nt
Organism: Aspergillus nidulans FGSC A4
Lineage: Eukaryota; Fungi; Ascomycota; Eurotiomycetes; Eurotiales; Aspergillaceae
Exons: 3
Coding region: 1-609 (202 amino acids)
Source: RefSeq, a predicted model, not a curated record
AUGCACUCCUCUACCCUCCUACUCGGCCUGGCCAUCCUCACCGGCUCUGUCACCUUUGCAGCCGACCAAGUCGUGUCCAUGUACAUACCGGGCAAUGACGACGGUCAGCCGCUCGCUGGAAAGAUCGUCGGGUCGGAUUCAAACAGAACCAGUUAUUCUGUCACCUGCGCUGACUCCGUCACAACAACCUGCAAUGUCGACAGCGGCGUGACAAUCAUCCAGGCCCCCAGCACUGUGACAGUCCUCGUCACUGAAACAGGACACACCGGCAGCGUUCUCUGCACACACAACGCCAAAACGGGAACGUGCUCGCUCGGUAUGGACGGCGAGUUCUUUGCCACGAGCACCGAACCUGUUCUUUCGUAUGAAGUCACCAUCACCGAAACAGAGACCGGUUCGCCGUCGACUUCGAAAUCUCCGGUUAGUUCUGCCUUGGCUACACCCACGACCCUGGGCAGUUGCGACGCCACCGAGGAUGCAGACGCGACCUCAGGGACAGAUGCACAGGAGACGGAUGGGCCUGAUAACGGGGCUAUAUCUGGGCAACCAUUCGGUGCUGCUGCGGUUGCCAUGGUUAUUGGGGUUUCUGCUGCUAUGUUCUGCCUCUAA